Lottia gigantea (owl limpet) is the source of this 591-nucleotide messenger RNA. RefSeq lists its product as hypothetical. NCBI's taxonomy places the organism in Eukaryota, Metazoa, Mollusca, Gastropoda, Lottiidae. The coding region runs from base 1 to 591 and encodes 196 amino acids. The transcript is spliced from 3 exons. The record is from RefSeq and is a predicted model, not a curated record.
AUGGACAAAGGAGUGAUAGAAGCUGUUGCCGACCUACCUACCCACUCAAAAUCAAUCACAGAUUCUAUUGAGAGUGGAAAUAUUAAAGCACGAAGAGUUCAGAAAGAAUUGAAUGAUAUCAAGCAAGACUGUAUAUUGGCUAGAGAAUGUAAUAACGCACUGUAUGGAUUAGUCGGUGAAUCUGAAGAAGAAAGAUUGGAUCAAUGGGACGAUGAUUUGAUGACGACAUUGUAUGAUAUAGAAGAAUAUGUCGAAGAUUAUAUAAAGGCACCACAACAGCAACAACAGAAUCAGGACACAGUUACAGAGUCUUCAACGAAUGGAAGGAUAAAUGGUACCGCUCCAUCAACGAGUAAUGAACACAGUGACGAUAUAGAAAGCUUAUCAACUGCGGAAUCUGGUUCAAUACGUACACCAAGUGAAGUGCUACCAUCAUCUACCAAUGCAAUUACCAAUACUCUCGUCAUGCCAUCUGACAAUAAUAAUCAUCGUAUAGUAGCAGUUGAUGAUUGGAUAGAUAAGUUGGAAGAGUUUAAGGAAACCAGUUUAUCCAAUGAGUUUAAAGAGAUAUCUAUCAAUGGCCAUGAUUAA